Exophiala mesophila is the source of this 4515-nucleotide messenger RNA. RefSeq lists its product as uncharacterized. Gene Ontology annotation, biological process: calcium ion transmembrane transport; intracellular calcium ion homeostasis. Gene Ontology annotation, molecular function: calcium ion binding; calcium channel activity. The transcript has a single exon. Lineage: Eukaryota; Fungi; Ascomycota; Eurotiomycetes; Chaetothyriales; Herpotrichiellaceae. Gene Ontology annotation, cellular component: membrane. Bases 427 to 3324 code for a protein of 965 amino acids. The record is from RefSeq and is a predicted model, not a curated record.
CAGAUUCACUGCUCUACCAUAAGUCUUUUAGACACCUUUUCCCUCGUGUUUCCUUCUCUCCGUUUUCCCUAGAUUCCACUCUUGUUAAUACUACUGUCUUAAUUCCACCUUGGUCUCAUUCCACCUUCGUUGCCCUGGCCGUUACCUAUCCUGCUACUUUCCUUGAUUCACUACUGUUCAUACCUGGCGUCAUCCCUCACCCAACUGCUGUUGAGGCAGACUCACAUCUACACCAAACAACUCCCUCUCUGGUAGAGGUCCUUACCUGUCGUUUCUACUUUCGCCAUUGGAUUUUUUACCUACUUCUACUUGUGCAUCUCUCUUUAUCCACAGCCUCGGUGGUUUCAUCCACUUGGUCGUGGCUUCACUUGGCCCUGAACUCAAAGUGACAUCACCCCUCCCUCUCUCCCUUGUCAAGCUUUGACCAUGUCACAAAAAGGUCACUACAAGCGGUUCUCAAAAGAGGGUUUCGAGCCUCUCACCCAUUCUACAUCCAAGGACCUGCCAAAUCCGAACGAUGCCACCAUCGAUAUUCCUCUGACCAAAGUCACUACCCACGGCAGCGCUACCGGUGCGCGUAGACACGACGCUUCAUCAGCCAUGCAUUCAAAUCCCAGCCGCGACACCAGUUCCGACCCUAUGGACGAGAAACACCCCCACCGUCCUCCUUUCAAUACAAUGCCUUCUGGCCCAGGUGGUCGAAGAAAAAGACGUCAAGACAGAGAUGAGGGAAACAGACGCAAGGACGAAGGAACCCUCAACGCCGUUGGGCGAUUCUACAAAAAAGUCUACAAUUUCUCCGUCAUUACGCGUUACUUCAUCUACGUCGCCCCAGUUGCCCUGGCCAUUGCCAUCCCCAUGAUCAUUGGGGCCACUAUCGCCCAAAACGCCACAAUUGGUGGUGUUAGACUUGUCUGGUUCUUCGCCUGGAUCGAGGUCGUCUGGGUUUCUCUCUGGGUGUCAAAAAUUGUCGCACAUUUCUUGCCUCGUGUCUUUCAGUUCCUCAUUGGUGUUGUCAGCUCUGGCACCCGCAAGUACGCUCUGAUUCUGGCCGCCCUAGAGAUUCCUCUAUCCCUAGUCGGGUGGGCUGUCACGUCGUUGGCCACCUUUACUCCCCUCAUGACGCUGAACCCCGACAAUCGAGCUGGGGACCAAGAGGGCCUUCAAAACUGGCAGUCUAUUGUCCAGAAUAUUCUCUUUGCCUGCGUCUUCUCCACCCUGGUCUUGCUCGUCGAGAAAAUCUUCAUCCAGCUCCUGUCCAUCAGCUACCACCGCAAACAGUUUGAUGACAAGAUCAAGGACUCGAAACGCAACAUCUUCCUUGUCAGCUUGCUUUACGAUGCCUCUCGACAAAUGUUCCCGGCAUAUUGCCGAGAAUUUGUUGAAGAGGACUAUCUCAUUAGCGACAUCCUCGAUCUUGGCGCUGCUUCAAGUCGGAAUAGUUUGAUGCCCGGCCAUAAACGCUCCGGAUCGGCAACUCCUAUGAGGUUCUUCCAGAAUGUCGCACGUGUGGGUGACAAGGUCACAGCCGCGUUCGGCAAUGUCGCUCAGGAGAUUACUGGGAAAAAGGUCUUCAACCCAACGGCGUCUCACUCGGUGGUUGUCCAAGCCUUGGAGAAGAAACGUUCCGCCGAAGCCCUUGGCCGACGUCUUUGGAUGUCAUUCGUCCUUGAAGGUAAAGACGCACUCACUUUGGAAGAUUUUCAGGAUGUCUUGGGCCCAGACCGUGAUGAUGAUGCUCGCGAAGCCUUUGAAACCUUGGAUGUGGAUGGCAAUGGAGAUAUCUCUCUCGAGGAGAUGAUGCUUCGAGUUACAGAGAUUGGCCGCGAACGACAAGCUAUCGCCAACAGCAUGCACGACGUUGAUCAGGCGAUCAACGUGCUUGAUAACCUGCUUUGCACUGUGGUAUUCCUUGUCGUCAUCUUCAUCUUCGUUGCCUGGCUCAAUGCCAACUUUACCACUACCUUGGCCACCGCUGGCACAGCACUCCUGUCAAUGUCAUUUAUUUUCGCUGCUACUGCACAGGAAGUUUUGGGUUCUUGCAUUUUUCUUUUCGUCAAGCACCCUUUCGAUGUGGGCGACCGGGUUGAUAUCUCCGAGGUCCAGUAUGUGGUGGAGAGGAUGUCUCUGUUGUACACGGUCUUCCGAAGAGUCAAGGAUCAAAAGAAGUCACAAGUCCCCAACAUUGUCCUCAAUUCAAACUGGAUCGACAACGUCUCCCGAAGCAAAGCUAUGCGAGAACGUAUUGUCCUGUCCGUCAACUUUGACACUACGUUUGAAGACCUGGACCUUCUCAAGAAAGAAAUGGUUGCUUUUGUCCGGGACAAGGAGAACUCACGUGACUUCCAACCUGAUGUCGACUUGGAGGUUCUUGGCGUGACCGAUAUGACCAAGAUGGACGUUCAGAUUGAGAUCCGACACAAGUCCAACUGGGCCAACGAAGCCGUUCGAGCUGCGCGUCGAUCCAAGUUCAUGUGUGCUUUGGUGACGGCUGUUCGGCGUGUUCCCAUCUACGGCCCAGGAGCCGGUGGAGCCGGUGCUGGCGAAAAGUCCAACCCCACGUACUCGAUUGCCAUUACUGAAGACGUGGCCGAGACAAACCGACAAGUCUUUAAAGAGGAAAAGGACAAGGCAAGACUUGUGCCACAUCUUCCUCAGAAUCAAACCUUGUCUCCGGAUGGUCCUUCAGCAUCGAAAGAUUAUUUGAGCACGACUACGUCAGGGGCCGAAGGCCGAGAAGCCUCAGCAAUCGACCACCUGGUCAGACGCAAUGUUGCCGUGGAUCCACAAGACGUCCAGGAUGAGGAGCGUGACAACGAAUUGAGCCGGCAGCGAUCUGAUAACGUGGACGAAGUUCGUGACAUCCUGCGCCGCCAGUCGACUAUGGGUCGUCGUCGAGCACAGAGGCACAGCGGACAAAGCGGGAUCCAUGUCGACAACGAUCAAGGGGGUUCUCGCAUGAUUCCGACCAUCGCAGAACCGUCACCUCCAGAACCAAUUAGCCUAACAGGAGCACCACCACGCGUUAGUUAUUUCGAAGAUUCAGCACAUCACCCAGAGCCGACAAGAUCGCAUCCAUCGCAAGGCUGGACCAACGUUGCCCCUCUCAACUACCAGACCAGUCAACAAUCGAGCCACCAUCCAGGCUCGCCAGCGCCUUCGCAGUCCUCCGGUCCGGCUAGGUACGUACCUGGAAACGCGUUUUCGCAACAAGCAUAUCAGAACCCGGCGAUGCAGCAGCAGUCCCGUGCCCCUGUACCGGGAAUGUCUGAGAUGAAACGAACUCUACAAGGGCCGAACCGAUCACAGUCACCACCAUCAUGAAGUAAUGAACAUUCGAUUUCAUUCUACUCUCCCAGAGGGGGGGUAAUUAAUAGAGACGUCAAUAACAGUUGAAAUUAUAGACGGAGUUACUUUCAGUAACCCUGAUGUCCAAUUCCAGGGCCAGGAUCAGCAUUGUUCAAUUGCCCCACGUGGCUGGCGUUACAUACAAGAAUGAUUGAUUAGGGGGAUUGGAGAUGGAUAUGGGAUAGGAGUUUAUCCUGAGCUGUUACAAAUUGAACCAGCCACGUCCCUUGAUGAUACAAAUGGGUUACUGAUUAUCUACGAUCCCAUGUGUCACGAGCAAGCAGGGGUGGGAGGGAGCCAGAGAUUGAAGAAGCUAGCUACUUAGUCUACGAGAUUCGAAAUUGAGUAGUUGCUGAUAACCAAGCUGCUCGGCACAUGCAUGUCACGAGAUUCAUGCGCGAGGCAUUCUCAAGGCGUUCUUCUGAUUUCUCUUCCUUGCCUUAUCCAUGCGUACAUGGUUGCAUCCCUAGCUCCCCCUUCGUAUCCGAAAGGGGUUGAUCACUUGGUUUUACAGUAGAACUACACAGUAGAUCAAAGUAGAAGAAGUAGUCAUAGGAGCAGAAGCAUUGGUAUAAGAAGAAGAGGAGGAGGAGGAGGAGGAGGAGGUAUUUAUUGAUUCCUGAGAUCCAUCACAGCCCCCUAAAAAGGUUUAAAGUAAGAGCCAUGGGGCCCGAAUAUGAUAUUCCCUACAACAUCCUCCCAACCUUGGGGUGCCCAAAGCCUGUCAGAACCUGAUUUCUGACGGUCCAGUGGGCUGCAAGUGUUGUGGACGGAGGCUAAAAAUACAUGGAGUUGGAAUUAUACAGGAGAUGCUUUGUAGACCCAACAGCCCAAGAAAAGAAUAGACUGGAAUAGAAGAAAAAGAACACGUCUGGUUGGUGGUACAGUGGUAGAAGUGGCGAAGUGGCGAGGGGUAGGAACUGCGUUCAUGAUGGACGCUAUCCACAUUGUAUAGUCGAGAGGGGGGCUUUAAUGUUGCAAUAAGUUGUCUGUGUUGUGGUGGUGAUGGUUUGCUCGUCAUCAAUUAUCAUCACGUCGUAGCUUUUGGUCUGUUUUGAGUCCUGAAGUGGUUCGAGGUCCUCUUGGCGGGGAAGAAGAAAGGUGAUGGAAGGUGGUCAUGGAUGCUUUGAGUCGUUUGAGAUAUGGUAGUCAUCAAUUCAACUCAUC